GAGUCUCCGCAGGUCGUGCCAUAGGGUGCUGUAGGGGCUGCCCCCGCUGCCUCCUGCUUGCAUUAAAGAGGGGCUGCGAAGGACCUUGUGACACAUGGGASCAAGGCAGGGCAGGGGCGAUAGACACCUUGAAGAGAGUCGAUGCUGGACUUCAUCUUCCUCAGCCUCCAUUAUGUCCUCUGCUUCCUCAUCUCCAUUGCAAUCUGGCGUGGAGCAAAGGCUGUGGAUUCGCACAGCUCAAGCACAGGAGGAGCUGAGAUGGGGCCAGAUGGUCUUGUAUUCAUUGGCAAAGAAGAGGACAUAAAGAAGUCCCAAAGAAUAACAGCCAAAAUCGAUGGCAGAGAAAUUGUUGUUUUCUACCAUGAGGGGAAAUUUCAUGCUCUGGACUCUCGGUGCUACCAUGAAGGAGGCCCUUUAUGCAAUGGAGAAAUAGAGGAUAUUGAUGGACAAGCCUGUAUUGUUUGUCCUUGGCAUAAGUUUAAAAUUACCUUGGAAACAGGAGAAGGAUUGUAUGAAGGAAUAAACCCUCUGGAGCCAUCACCAACACCAAAGUGGCAAUCAAAAGGAGUCAAACAAAGGAUUCAUAAGCUUACAAUAGACAAUGGAAACAUUUAUGCAAGUCCUCCAGAUUUGUCUGUGAACUUUGACUCUGAUUAUUAUGCUGAAAAGUACAAAAAGGGKGGUGAAUUAGCCAUAGGAAAACCAAGCAACUUAGAAGGCACAGAGUAGGUYAUGGCCAGAAAGCAGAAUCUGGGGAAUUCACCAGUGAAGAACCUUCGCUAGGAAAUAAAAAUGUACUUUGCCAGGAAGAUUGUCUCCAAAUUAAAUUCUAGUGUUCAUGUUAUGUUAAAGCACUGAAAUACAUGGAAUUGAUUACAAUAAGAAGCCCUCCAUUGUCAGAAAUGUGGCUGCUCUUGUGCCAAGGAUUUUUUUGCACUUGCRUUUCAAAAAGUCUUAUUCACAGCAGAGUGGCUCAUAAUAUUUGAUAUUUUGCUAGGACUAUUUUAAAUUUUAAGAGGGGAUAUAGUGUAUUACGGCUUAUAAAACUUACUACAUCAAGGCAGAUAGUCAGGUGUAAAGGUUAUCUUUAUAUAUUUAACAGUUUAUAUUGCCUUCACUAAAAAUGACAUGGAAGUUUCUGACUUUUUAGCUAUUGUGUGGKCUCUAGGUGUUUAUCAAAUGCAAAAAGGAAAGCACAAAACUUCAGCAUAUUUUAGUGCACUCUUUUAUGCCUAUUAGUGCAUUACUACCUUGAGUAUAUAGAGGUAUUAAUUUUCCUUCUCCUCACUGAGCUCCUCUUGUUAGUUCAUUAAAUCAUGUGCCAAGGAUUUGUUGUGCUUGUCUUGUUCUUCCUGAUCCUGUUGGUUAAAGAGGGAGCUGUUUGGUGCGAUAUGUGAUGUAGUAGCCCUUGUUUGCUUUCUUGCUUUUAUUUAUUGUAAUCACAUUUUUAUACAUUCAUUCAGGAAAAAAAUCCUUCUGUGCAGAGGCAAAGAUUGUGCUUUUCUGUGUGUGUUCACUGUACAAUAUGAGACCUGCCCCACAAAUCCCUUCCAAGGAAGUUUCUCCCUGAGCUCUSAUGCACUCCAGGACACUGUGGGUUUUUCUGUCCAGCCCAUGGGGUCUGGAGUGCGGAGACACCCAGUCUUCACUGAGCAUCACAGAAUCACUGAGGAUGGGAAACACCUCUGAGACCAUCGAGACUGACUGUUAAAUCAGCACUGCCGAGGCCACUACUGUGCAUCUUUUAAAUACAUCAUCCUACAAGGCUGCAAUUCUUCAGC
Messenger RNA from Malurus melanocephalus (red-backed fairy wren), 1781 nucleotides. RefSeq names its product Rieske Fe-S domain containing (gene RFESD). The transcript has 4 exons. The coding region runs from base 142 to 729 and encodes 195 amino acids. The record is from RefSeq and is a predicted model, not a curated record. Gene Ontology annotation, molecular function: 2 iron, 2 sulfur cluster binding. Lineage: Eukaryota; Metazoa; Chordata; Aves; Passeriformes; Maluridae.